GCGCCUGGGCGCGGGGCUGCCCGCUCCGCCGCUCCGACACCGGUCCCCCGGCAGAGCUGCUGCCCCGCCAGUGACUGCCAUGCCCUAGGGAAGACCUGCCAUGAGCCAAAGUGGGGCCUCCCGCCUGGCCGGCUCCCCACCGCUGCCAGGGGGCUCGCUGCUGGCCCUGCUGGCCCCUGAACCCUCCCCAUCUCCCCCCAGUGGGACCCCCUCACCCGGCCCCCCGCCUGCCCUGCUGGAAGGGGACUGGGAAGGGCGGGAGGAGCUGCGGCUGCGGGAGCUGGAGGAGGCGCGGGCGCGGGCAGCCCAGAUGGAGAAGACCAUGCGGUGGUGGUCGGACUGCACGGCCAACUGGCGGGAGAAGUGGAGCAAGGUGCGAGCCGAGCGCAACCGGGCGCGCGAGGAGGUGCGGCAGCUGCGGCACCGCCUGGAGGCCCUGACCAAGGAGCUGGCCGGGCUGCGCCGGGACCGCGACCGGGACCGCGACCGGCCGGAGGAGCAGCCACCGCCCCACAGCCCGCCUGGUGCUCACCGGGCCGAGGGGGAUGUCGACCCCGAGCGGGAGCCGGUGCGGGAUGUGGGGGCCGAGGCUCCCCAAAGAGCCAAGGAGCUGGAGCUGAUGGAAAACAUGUUGACAAGCAAGCAGGAGGAGAGCUGGGAGCAGCGGGGCCCCCGGGCCUCCCUCACCCGCCAGGAACGGAGCCGCCUGCUCUGGGAGGACGUCAGCAUCAUGGAGGAGGAUGCCACCAAAGUCACUGCCCUGAAACUGAGGCUGGAUGAGUCCCAAAAAGUGCUGCUCAAGGAGCGGGAGGACAAACUGGCACUCAGCAAGAGCAUUGAGAAGCUGGAGGGUGAGCUCAACCAGUGGAAGAUCAAGUACGAGGAGCUCAACAAGAACAAGCAGGAGGUGAUGAAGCAGCUCAACAUCCUGAAGGAGAUCCACCAGGACGAGCUGGGGCGCAUCUCUGAGGACCUGGAGGACGAGCUGGGUGCUCGCUCCAGCAUGGACAAGAAGCUGGCUGAGCUGCGUGCAGAGAUGGAGCGGCUGCAGGCGGAGAACGCGGCUGAGUGGGGCCGGCGGGAGCGGCUGGAGACUGAGAAGCUCAACUUGGAGCGGGAGAACAAGAAGCUGCGGGCGCAGAUCGAAGACCUGGAGGAGGUGCUGGCUCGCAAGCGGCGCCAGACAGCCAGUGCCCUGGACACCGACCUCAAAACCAUCCAGGCUGAGCUCUUUGAGAAGAACAAGGAACUGGCUGACCUGAAGCACAUCCACGCCAAGCUGAAGAAGCAGUACCAGGAGAAGAUGGCUGAGCUGGCCCAUGCCAACCGCCGCGUGGAGCAGCAUGAGGGUGAGGUGAAGAAGCUGCGCCUGAGGGUGGAAGAGCUGAAGAAGGAGCUGGCCCAAGCCGAGGACGAGCUGGAUGAGGCCCACAACCAGACACGGAAGCUGCAGCGGUCACUGGAUGAGCAGACUGAGCAGAGUGAGAGCUUCCAGGUGCAGCUGGAGCAUCUGCAGUCCCGGCUGCGGCGGCAGCAGAGCGCCCCGCUCUUCGGCAAGAUGCGCAGCACCCGCUUCGGCCCCGACGACACCGGGGACGGCACCAGCGACCCCGACGAGGACGAGGACCUGCAGAUCCAGGUGUCCUAGAGCCCACAGUGCCACCGCCACGGGGACCCCCCGUGGUGUUCCUGCCCAUAAGUGCCUGUCUCUGUGGGGCCUGGCUUCUAUCUACAUGAGGGGAAAACCAAGGCACAGAGCGCCAGGGAGGAAUUUGCCUGGGAGUGUUCCAAGCCCACUGCCUCUUGGACAGCAUCUGAUGCCCCUUGGCCACCAGCGUUUCCUAGGACACAGAUAUGGCCACCAAAGCCAUCACAGAGCAGCCCACUAGGAGGAAGCACAGGGCAGAGAAGGGCAUCAAGCCCUGCCACCAGCCCUGCCCUCCUGCCCACAUUUUUAUAUAUAUUAUAUAUAUGUAUGUAUUUCUA
Apus apus (common swift) is the source of this 1986-nucleotide messenger RNA. RefSeq names its product coiled-coil domain containing 102A (gene CCDC102A). The record is from RefSeq and is a predicted model, not a curated record. Lineage: Eukaryota; Metazoa; Chordata; Aves; Apodiformes; Apodidae. The transcript has 9 exons. Bases 101 to 1648 code for a protein of 515 amino acids. Gene Ontology annotation, cellular component: myosin complex.